Messenger RNA from Penicillium olsonii, 1536 nucleotides. Lineage: Eukaryota; Fungi; Ascomycota; Eurotiomycetes; Eurotiales; Aspergillaceae. The record is from the annotation of a GenBank genome assembly.
AUGACUAAAAAACAGUCUUCUUUGUCGAAAUACUUUCGUGGCAUCAAAGAUUCUCCGCGAGAAAUCUUCAAUCGGCGGCUUUUUCUCACAGCUUUUGCAUUUGCUCUUGGAGGAUGUGCUAAAGGAUGGGACGAAGGAUCCGCCGCCGCUAUCACUCAACUGUCGUCAUUUCACAACGCGUACCAUCUCGACGAUAAUUCCAUAUCAAAUGUCGUCUCCCUCGUCAAUCUGGGAGCUGCAGCCGGUGCUCUUCUCUCAUUCCUCUUGAAUGAUCAAAUCGGUCGAAAGAACUCUCUACGUGUGUAUCAAGUCGCCUACAUCAUCGGCUCCCUCAUAUCCUGUUUCUCGCACGGCCAUUCCGGGGCUCUGUAUGUUGGUCGCAUUGUUGCCGGGCUAGGCAUCGGAGCUUUAUCAGUGGUCUGUCCGAUGGCAAUCUCGGAAAUUGCCCCCAAAGCCGUGCGAGGUCUGAUGGCAUUAUGGUUCAAUAUAUGCAUGCUAGCAGGUCAAGCCCUAGGCGUCUUCAUCGUCUACGGCUGCUCCCGUCACAUCGCGGACACAAAGGAUUUGCAAUAUCAAAUUCCGUGGUUUGCUCAGACAUUUGCUCCUGCUAUCAGUAUUCUGCUUUCGGUAUUCGUGGUCGAGUCUCCUCGAUGGCUCCUCAUUGACCAGAAACAUGACCAGUCUCUUAACGCGUUGGUGCAGCUUCGGGGCCUACCAUCCGACGCGGAGAUUGUGGCUACUGAAUUCUCAUCUAUGGCAUUGCAGAUGGAAGAUCGUGAAGCAGGGCUUGGGAAAGCCAGUUCGACACAAAUUGUACGAGACACAUUUAUGGUCAAGUCUAACCUGCGUCGUGUACAGUUGACUAUCAUUGUUUACAUCCUGGCGCAGAUGUCAGGAGCCAACGCCAUAACAAAUUAUCUACCAACUAUAUUCGGUCUGAUUGGAGUGACUAGCUCGGAUGUCAAGGUCUACUCCACUGGCCUGUACACUGUCGCAAAGCUAAUCUGCUGCGUGCUGGCAUCUCUCUUUUUUAUUGACAUCGUUGGGCGAAGAAAAUCUCUCAUGCUUGGGAUCUCCGUUCAAAUCGUCUGCCACUCGUACUUGGCCGGCUAUUUGAAAAUAUUACAACAGCGAAAUGGAAGCAUCGACAAGAGCUCCGCAGAUGCAGCGCUGGCCUUCAUCUAUGUCCAUGCAUUUGGGUGGGCUAUAGGCCUGUACAGUCUGCCCUAUCUGUUCGGUGCAGAGCUUUGGCCGAACAAAAUCCGUUCUUUUGGUGGUGCACUCUCGCAGUGCUUUCAUUGGCUUUUUUACUUCGCUAUUACCAAGGCCACUCCCGCUCUACUCAGUGGACUUCAUCAAUGGGGCGCUUUUGUGCUAUUCAUUGGUUUUUGUGUUCUAGCUCUCCUCUACACCUUUUUCAUGAUUCCUGAGACAGCCGGAAUGAGCCUUGAAGAGAUUAACCGAGUCUUCGAACGUUCAAUAUUUCUACUGGCUCGACCGCUCGAGCCAUCCGCGGAUACGGAGCAAGAACAGUAA